CGGUUGUUCAAAGGAUGGAUAAAUUUAUCCACCGGAUAAGCUUAUCCGGUGGAUAAAAAGGCUAUCCACUGGAUAGUUAUCCGGCGGAUAAAAAGUUGUUGCAGAAAGCACGGAUAGCGAGACGUUUAACUAUCCGAUGGAUAAUUCGGUAUCCAAGCAGUUGCUAUGGUUACAGCCCAGGCGUUGCGUGAUCUGUUCGCUCGCGCGUGCUAGUGGCGAGACAACAUGGCAGAAAAUGUUGCUCCUUCUCCGGCAAAGCGCGCUAGAAAACCCAAUUUUACACCCGCCGAAUGCGCAGUUAUUUUGGAAGAGGCGGAAGAAAAUAUAAACAUUAUCAAAAGUAAAUUUUCCUCGACACUUUGUAAUAAAAACAAAACGCGAAUAUGGGAGGAAAUAACCGAGAAAGUCAAUGCCCUUGGAGUUUCCAAAAGAACUGUUGUGGAGGUAAAAGAAAAGUGGAGAGGAAUGGUGAGUGGAGCAAAAAGAGAGCACAACAAAUGUACCACGGCAGUAAAGAAGACCGGGGGUGGAAAGAAACCGGCUUCUCCAAAGGCUACCACAGCCAAAAUUAUCGAGCUCUUCGAAACGGAUCCGUCUUUCAGCGGCAUUUUGGGCGGUAUCGACUCAGGUAAGCCACUAAUGUUUACAAGUUUGUUGACUUACGAUGAUACUUACCACAGAGUGCUGAUUGUUUCUGCCGUUCUUUGUUUAAACAUGACGCAGGGUAGCAGGUGAUUUUUCUUCUUUUGGAAAGUUCACAAUCCCUGUAAUUCGUCUACGUUUCUAAAAUUCAGCGGACCCUUGUUGAAUUGAAUCGAUCGAGAAAAGCUAAGCUGCUCUUGUAUCGUGGCCGAAAAGUACUUCUAGACUUAAACGUUUCACAC
Stylophora pistillata is the source of this 884-nucleotide messenger RNA. RefSeq names its product nuclear apoptosis-inducing factor 1-like. Gene Ontology annotation, cellular component: nucleus. Lineage: Eukaryota; Metazoa; Cnidaria; Anthozoa; Scleractinia; Pocilloporidae. The record is from RefSeq and is a predicted model, not a curated record.